Molecule: messenger RNA, 1846 nt
Organism: Seriola dumerili (greater amberjack)
Lineage: Eukaryota; Metazoa; Chordata; Actinopteri; Carangiformes; Carangidae
Gene: bmp6
Product: bone morphogenetic protein 6
Exons: 7
Coding region: 486-1772 (428 amino acids)
Biological process (GO): SMAD protein signal transduction
Cellular component (GO): extracellular region
Molecular function (GO): growth factor activity; cytokine activity
Source: RefSeq, a predicted model, not a curated record
CCUGUUAGACUCUCGUACACAGCCUAGGUGACAGUCAUUGAGAGCGGCGAAACUAUUAAAAGGCGUUUUUGUCAGCUCAAUUUGGAAAAUGAUAUAUUUUAGAGAGCUAAUGCAUCUGUAAAAUGGCUUAUUUUAGAGGAGUUGUUAUUUUCCUUGUGAAGUUCGUAUCAAACGGUGGCCUCUGACAAACUUUACUGAGCGCUCAAUAAAGUUUCGCAUGGUGCACUUUAUCCUGAAGCACCACAGCGCGCUACGGAAAUCAAAAAUGAAAGCAGCACCGACAGUUUUCAGCGAAUUUUGCUUUAGGAAGUAUUUCAAAUGGCUUGAUACGCCACUUUUUUUUCGCUUUUGAUCUGUGGCUGACAGAUAACAGCGAGCUCGGACAGACUUCGGUGACCGUUACGCUCAUUUUGCAUUUGGACAGGCGACUGAAGCUCCAAGGCAGACACACUUGGGACUCCGGAGAGCACAGGCGGGACAACAACAUGACCAGCUGCUGGCUUGCCUUGGUCGUAUUGUGGUGGAGCGCUUACUACUGCAUGUUCUCGGUCGCGGGGAGUAAUUAUUCGCUCGAUGGAAACAACGAAGUGCACCCGGGUUUCAUCCAGCGGCGGCUGCGGACGCACGCAAAGAGGGAGAUGCAGAGGGAGAUCCUGUCCAUUCUCGGGCUACCGCACAGACCUAGACCGCAUCUGUCACACGGAAAGUUCAACUCCGCUCCACUUUUCAUGUUGGACUUAUACAACACCAUAUCAAGCGAUGAGAAAAGCCAAGUGCAAAGCAUGCUGGACGGAUAUCAGUCCAUGCUGACAACCCAGAGCUCUCCUCUGGCCACAUAUCAAGAGACUGCCUUUCUAAAUGAUGCAGAUAUGGUGAUGAGCUUCGUUAAUUUAGUGGAGUACGACAGCGAGCUCUUUCCACAGCAGCGUCACCACAAGGAGUUUAAGUUCAACCUCUCACAGAUCCCCAAGGGUGAGGCCGUCACUGCAGCUGAGUUUCGUCUCUACAAGGAGUGUGUGAGCCACACCUUCCACAAUGACACUUUCUUACUCAAAGUCUACCAAGUGGUCAAGGAGCACUCUGACAGAGAGGCGGACCUGUUCCUGUUGGAGUCUCGCAGACUGUGGGCAGCUGAGGAGGGCUGGCUGGAGUUUGACAUCACCGCCACUAGCAACCUGUGGUUGUUGAGUCCGGUGCACAACUUGGGUCUGCAAGUCAGCAUGGAGACCAGCAGCGGACAAAGCAUCAGUGUCAAGGAGGCAGGCCUAGUAGGACGUGACGGUGCACUGGAGAAGCAGCCUUUUAUGGUCGCAUUCUUCAGAAUCAGUGAAGUAUACAUCCGCACUGCCCGCUCCACUGGUGGCAAACGUCGCCAGCAGAAUCGCAACCGAUCCACACAACCACAGGAGGGCUCCAUGGGGCUGGGCGUAGCAGAUUACAACAACAGUGAUCAGAAAACAGCAUGCAGAAGACAUGAGCUCUAUGUCAGCUUCCGAGAGCUGGGCUGGCAGGACUGGAUAAUUGCUCCUGAAGGCUACGCAGCCAACUACUGUGAUGGAGAGUGUUCCUUUCCCCUUAAUGCCCACAUGAAUGCCACCAACCAUGCCAUUGUACAGACACUGGUGCACCUGAUGAACCCUGAGAAUGUACCGAAACCAUGCUGCGCCCCCACCAAACUCCACGCCAUCUCAGUGCUCUACUUCGAUGACAACUCCAACGUCAUACUUAAGAAAUACAAGAACAUGGUGGUGCGGGCCUGUGGCUGCCACUGACAACAUCAAGUACUAGUAAUGCUUGACUGAUAAAUGGGUUGGCAAAGGGCUGUAAGUGGAACAGUGACUCCUGG